AUGAUCACUUCUCACCAGAACGGAGGACCCGGAUAUGUAACAGAGGACCCAAUGGGGCCUGUAAAUGGCACGGAGGGUCCUGGGAGUGGAGCCAAGCUGCAGCAGAGAGAGAGGGCUGUGGAUUUCCCCCCUGGGGACAGGGUGGUGGGGACUGUUAGCAGCAUGGUGCAGGGUUCCCGCUGCAGCGCCCAGAUGGAGAGGAUGCAGCAGUACCAGGAAGAGCUGAGGAGGAAGCGGGAGGAGGACGCCAACAAAGGGAAGCAUGAAAUCGAUCUCAACGCCUCGCUCAGGCUCAAGAAGUUGGCCCAGAACCCAGCCAAGACGGGUAUCGACAACCCCACGUUCGAAUUAAUGAAGGGAGGGGGAGGCGAGGGGGGAGUUAGAGCACUGAUUAUGCUUUUGGAGCUGGAAGAUCUGCUGGAGGCCCUACGACGGGUGCAGAGCUGCCUAGUGGACACCCAAUCGCAGGCCGACGUGGCUCUGGUGCUGGGCAUGCUGCACAAGGAGGACUUCCAGAGCGCCUUCACCACCCACAGUGCCGUGACCCAGCAGAUGCAGCCCCGCGGCAGCCCGCCCUUGCCCCUCACCGCCCAGGCCCAGGGCCUCUGCCUGGAGGUGCAAUCCAUCCUCCAGUCCAGUCAACAUAAAGAGGGUGUAGAGCUCAGUAACCUACUCACCACUCCCCACCUCCAGGCUCUGAUACAGGCCCAUGACAGGGUGGCAGAGCAGGAGUUGGAGCCGGACCCAGAAGAGAGUGUGAUUCAGUACAUGGGAGAGACCGUCAAACUGGUGCGGCUGGAGAAGGCCGGUGACAUGCCUCUGGGAGCCACAGUUCGUAACGAGAUGGACAGCGUGGUGGUGAGUCGCGUGGUGAAGGGCGGGACAGCCGAGCGGAGCGGACUACUGGCCGAGGGAGAUGAGAUCCUGCAGAUCAACGGCGUGCCCGUCCGUGGGAAAAACGUCAAUGAGGUCCAUGACCUUCUGACGGAGAUGCAUGGCACUUUGACCUUCCUUCUCAUCCCCAGCUCUCAGAAGAAAACUCCCCCACACAGAGAGACGGUGAUGCACGUGAGGGCGUAUUUUAACUACGACCCGUCUGAUGACCCGUACGUGCCGUGCAGGGAGCUGGGCCUUUCCUUCCGGAAGGGAGACAUCCUCCACAUUAUCAGCCAGGACGACCCCAACUGGUGGCAGGCCUACCGGGAGGGAGAUGAGGACAACCAGCCCCUAGCCGGGCUAGUACCAGGGAAGAGCUUCCAGCAGCAGAGAGAAGCUAUGAAGAAAACCAUUGUGGACAGGAAUCCUGACAGCCCAGGGAAGCUUUGGUGUUCAAAGAAGAACAAAAAGCAGAGGAAGAAAACCAUGUACAACCCCAGCAGCAACGUCGACUCCUCCUCCGAUGACAUCCUGACCUAUGAUGAGAUGGCGCUCUACCACCAGCCGGCCAGUCGCAAGCGACCUAUUGCCCUGAUUGGUCCGCCCAACAGCGGGCAGGACGAGCUGCGGCGGAGGCUGCUGUCAAUCCAGCCGGACAGAUUCGCCAGCGCCGUGCCACAUACAACGAGAAGCCCACGGAUACAUGAGAAGAAUGGGAGGGAGUACCACUUUGUGAACCGUCUGGCGUUUGAGACGGACGACGCAGCAGGGAAGUUCAUCGAGUCUGGGGAGUAUGACAGGAACUUGUACGGCACCAGCAGUGAUUCGGUUCGACAGGUCAUCAACUCAGGCAGGAUCUGUCUGCUGUGCCUGCACACUAAGUCACUGCGGGUGCUGUGGUCCUCCAACCUCAAGCCCUAUGUGAUCUUCAUCGCUCCUCCCUCUCAGGAGCGGUUGCGCACCCUGCUGGCCAAGGAUGGCAAAAACCCAAAGCCAGAGGAACUGAAGGAGCUGAUGGAGAAGGCCUGGGAGAUGGAGCAGGCCUACGGCCACCUGUUUGACACCGCCAUCGUUAACAGCGAGCCAGAAACAGCCUUCCACGAGCUGCUACGGCUCAUUGACAAGUUGGACACAGAGCCCCAAUGGGUACCCUCCUCCUGGUUGUGCUAG
Salvelinus namaycush (lake trout) is the source of this 2046-nucleotide messenger RNA. Its product is annotated as MAGUK p55 subfamily member 5-A-like. Gene Ontology annotation, cellular component: adherens junction; plasma membrane. Bases 1 to 2046 code for a protein of 681 amino acids. Gene Ontology annotation, biological process: protein localization to plasma membrane; establishment or maintenance of polarity of embryonic epithelium; morphogenesis of an epithelial sheet. NCBI's taxonomy places the organism in Eukaryota, Metazoa, Chordata, Actinopteri, Salmoniformes, Salmonidae. Gene Ontology annotation, molecular function: protein binding. The transcript has 15 exons. The record is from RefSeq and is a predicted model, not a curated record.